This is a messenger RNA of Rodentolepis nana, 2040 nucleotides long. Lineage: Eukaryota; Metazoa; Platyhelminthes; Cestoda; Cyclophyllidea; Hymenolepididae. The record is from the annotation of a GenBank genome assembly.
AUGGAAAGUGGGGACGAAAAUUCGUUUUCCGAAAGACCAAAAAAAAUCGAAAGACUUGGAGCAAUUCGAGAACAGAAUGUACAUCAUGUAAAGGGACAUGAAUUUUUGGCUAGAUUUUUUAAGCAAGCUACUUUUUGUGGCCAUUGCACGGAUUUUAUUUGGGGAUUUGGAAAGCAAGGUUUUCAGUGCAAAGUCUGUUGCUUUGCGAUCCACAAACGCUGUCAUGAGUUUGUUCUUUUUCCUUGCCCGGGAUCUGACAAAGGACCUGAAACAAAUGUAGAAAAUUUUUUAAUAAAAUCGCAUUGCUUUAAAAAGCACACAUACACAUCUCCUGCAUUUUGUGAUCAGUGUGGUUCCUUUCUUUAUGGUAUAGUUAAUCAAGGCAUCCGAUGCGAAGCUUGCCAGCUUAAUAUCCAUAGACGUUGUGAAAAGUAUGUUCCACGCCUUUGUGGUAUUGAUCACACUGAAAAACGCGGUCGCAUUUAUUUGAAAGUCACGCAUGUGAGAUCGUCCUUAGUUGUGCUUGGUAUGCCAUUACUAUUUGAACUAUUUCACGAUCUCUUAAAUUACUCAGUUAAGGAAGCCCAGAACCUUGUUCCAAUGGACCCGAACGGCCUUGCUGAUCCGUAUGUCAAGGUUAAACUAACUGCGGAUGGGGAAAAAAAUAGAAAAUUCAAAACAAAAGUUGUCAAAGCUUCCCUUAAUCCAGAGUGGAAUGAAACAUUUGUAAUAGAAAUUAAUAAAGCAGACGAGUCGAAGCGGUUAUUGAUUGAGAUAUGGGAUUGGGAUCGGGCAUCACGAGACGAUUUCAUGGGCGAACUUUCGUUUGGGGUGUCUGAAAUUAUUCGACGUCCCGUUGAUUGCUGGUUCAAACUUCUGAGUAAAGAAGAAGGCGAAUUCUACUCAAUACCUUGUUUUGAUCCCAAACUCGGCUCUACAUUCAACAUACAAAAGUCGAAUUAUGAAGAAAAGAACUCAGGUGAGAACAGCAUUGAGAAGGCUGAUAACCGUGUGCGGAGUAAACAGGACACACUUCGAAUUUCCGAUUUUAAGUUUCUUCGCGUUCUGGGAAAGGGAAGUUUCGGCAAGGUGAUUUUGGCAGAACAUAAAGAUACAGAUGAGGUGUAUGCCAUAAAGGUGUUAAAAAAAGACUUGAUUAUUCAGGAAGACGAUAUCGAAUGCAUAAUGGUGGAAAAACGCGUCUUGUCUCUCCAGCAGAAACCACCUUUUAUUGUUCAAUUGCAUUCUUGCUUCCAAACGAUCGAUCGGCUCUUCUUUGUGAUGGAAUUUAUCAACGGCGGUGAUCUAAUGCAUUGGAUACAACUCGUGGGGAAGUUUAAAGAACCAGUUGCAACGUUUUAUGCGGCUGAAGUCGCCGUGGCACUAUUUUUUCUGCAUUCCCAUGGCGUUGUUUACCGCGACUUAAAGUUGGACAAUGUUCUUCUUGAUUACGAAGGUCAUGUCAAGUUAGCGGAUUUCGGACUGUGUAAAGACGGAAUAAUUGGAAUGAAUAAAACACAGACUUUCUGUGGAACUCUGAAUUCAAUUGCACCAGAGAUAAUACAAAGGCAACCAUACGGGUCGUCCGCGGAUUGGUGGUGCUUGGGUGUCCUAAUCUAUGAAAUGCUCGUUGGGCAGCCGCCUUUUACGGCAGAAGAUGAGGAGGAUCUUUUGCAAUCCAUUCUCGAAGUUACUCCAUCUUUUCCAAGGAAUAUUUCCAAAGAAGCCCAUAGUAUUUGCCGUGGUUUCUUGAAUAAGGAUCCAAAUACGCGUCUCGGUUGCAGUCCAGCAGGAUGUCUGGGAAUUCGCGAUCAUGUCUUCUUUCGUCGAAUAAAUUGGGAGCUCAUUGAGACACGAGCAAUUCAACCUCCUUUUAAACCCUACGUGCGUGACAAACGAGACACAAGCAACUUUGAUUCAGCGUUUACCGACAUUCCAGCAGAACUUUCCCCGACCGACAAACUCUUCAUCAUGAAUCUCAGUCAAACGGAAUUCGCAGGCUUUUCAUUUGUCAACCCAGAAUUCGUAAUAGAGGUUUAG